This is a messenger RNA of Sphaeroforma arctica JP610, 244 nucleotides long. RefSeq lists its product as hypothetical. The transcript has 2 exons. The annotation marks the transcript as partial. The record is from RefSeq and is a predicted model, not a curated record. NCBI's taxonomy places the organism in Eukaryota, Ichthyosporea, Ichthyophonida.
GAAUCUCGAUGCAACCGAAUCUUAUGAUGCCGAUCUCGCAUUCCUUCAAGGCUUAAAGGGAUACGAUUGGACAUUCAGGAAACCCAAAUGCAGAUGGGGUAAGGCCCUGAAACUGCAGUUGUGGGGCACCCUUGUAGCGGUCUGUCUGUUCAUCGGCCUACCCGCGCUGUGCUUGAGCUUGUUCGUGGUAGGUGCUUGCUCGCUUGCUGCUCAUGUGUAUGAGUACUGGCAUGUGCGUUGGUAG